AGCAAUAAACCCCAUGAAAAAGCAGUAACAGCAAUCCUCCUCUUUAACAUUUAAGAGAAUGUUAAAUGCUAGAUUCUCACAUAUCUCCUAAACGACCUAAAUCUCAUCCGCUGUCAAAUACAAAUGAUGAUCACCAGAGUGAAUUCGCGUCACUGCCACGGAAAUGACAUGGAUCACUCCCGAGACCUCUGGAGAUGUGUGACAUAACAGGGGGAUGCUACAUAAAGAGGUCCAGGUGUUUUUUCAGAAGACAACAGAAGAACCAGGGAGUGACUGCGUGAGAUUUGAGUGAAUCUUUCUGAUAGCACCUCCAAGCCACCAUGAGAGUCCUGCUCUUGCCUCUACUGCUGCUGUGUGUGCUGGCUGUUGGCUGGGCUGAGCCCCAGGAAGGCGUGAGGGCUCUGAGGCUGUGCGGACGGGAGCUGCUGAGGGCUGUGGUGUACACCUGCGGGGGCUCCAGGUGGAGACGGUUCCCUGCUGGUGAGGACUCACCUGAUGGCAAUGUGGACCAGUAUGGGCUGAGCACCCGGAUGGCAGAGAGGAGGAGACGAGACCUCAGUGGAUCCUUGAUCAGGCUGUGCUGUCAACAUGGCUGUAAUAAGAGUGACCUCUCUGCCUUGUGUUGAGGAUAAGACUUUUUCCCAUAUUUGGAUGGCUUCAAUGAAUCAGCAAAACAUCAUGACAGUGGCAAUGCCUUUUCCUUCACAGAACAUAUGUACAAUAAAUCCUCAAUA
Hypomesus transpacificus is the source of this 734-nucleotide messenger RNA. RefSeq names its product relaxin-3-like. Gene Ontology annotation, cellular component: extracellular region. Gene Ontology annotation, molecular function: hormone activity. Lineage: Eukaryota; Metazoa; Chordata; Actinopteri; Osmeriformes; Osmeridae. The coding region runs from base 321 to 626 and encodes 101 amino acids. The transcript has 2 exons. The record is from RefSeq and is a predicted model, not a curated record.